GCUGUCAUUCGUAAUACAUGAACAUCCGUGAACCAAGGAUACGUCAUUCGAAGGAAAAGAAGAUUCGGCAGUCUGUUGUGAUCUAAAUUACAAAAAUUCGAAAGCUUAGCGAAGUGACGGCGUUAACACAGUACAAGUUUUUGCUCUGAAGACUCGGACUUGAUGAUAAAGUCACAAAUCAAUAUUAUGUGACAUCUAGGCAGCGAUUAUCGUUCGGUAUAGCAACAAAUAACAAAAGACAGCAAUUAUUCGUAAUCUUUCGAGCGCCUAGUGGUUUCUUUACUAUUGCUGCGAGCUGUUAGAAUGUAUAGCAUGUUACCAUUUUUCGAAGAAUCGGAUGAAUUUCUAAGUAAUUGGACAUUUGGCGUUUUGGCGCUUAUCGUUGUUUACUUUGCUUGGCGUUCCACUUAUGUUCGAGAAGAUCGAGACUCUCAAGCUGCCGUUAUUGUCAUAGAAAACAACUUGCGACGUUUGAAUCGCAUCACUCAGCAACCGGUCACCAUUAGCAUACUUCGCAGCUCAUCACAGCAAUCCAACAUUUCAAACGUGACGGAAACGGAAGAACUUGAUCUAGAAAACGAUAGUAUCGCAUCAUCGAUUGAUAAUAUUACACAAUCUAUUCUGACCGAAGCAUCGGAAUCGGCUACUGGGCUAGAUAUCAGUGAUUCAGAAACUUAUACCGCUAAUUCGGUUGUGGGAGGUCCCACUAACUUGGAUGAGCUUGAUCUGGGACCGGAGGAAAUAAUCCGCCAAAUGGAUCGUGACCUUGAUGACCACCAAACAGCGACAUCUUCAUCCCCUACAUCUUCAGAUGGUGUACGACAGCGCAGUAGUACUCAUAUUACAGGAGACGCGAACGGUGCCUCGAAUGGACAACCCAGUGAAAAAUGCGAGGUUGAUAAGCCAAAGCAGCAGCCUCUGUCCAAGCAAAUUCGGAUAAAAUUGAAAUAUUUGAAUGAUGAUUCGAAGCUAGUCCAGGGUAAUCUGAACGAAGGCAUUGGUGAAUUCAAAAAGCGCAAUUUUUCUAUUGAACUAGCCGCGAAAAAGCUCGUUCGCUUGGUUUUCAACGGCCAUGUUUUACAACCUGAUACGAAAACACUGGCCGCAUGCGGAUUAUUCGAUAACUGCGUCGUGCAUUGUUUGAUACAUAAUCCAAAACCUUCACUGGCCGGGAAUGACAUGAAUGGUUCCAACACGAAUCUGGUUGGAGACAAUAAUAUUGGCGAAGGAAACCUUACCAACGACUUGGGGCUCGGCAUGGGUAGAAAUGGACGCGAAAAUAGCACCCGGUAUGGAACAUAUUUCAUCUAUAUUGGUACCUUUAUCCUGUCUGCAACAAUACUAUAUUGUUGGUAUUGCCGAUUUCACUAUGGACACCUAUUCAAUCUGAACUCUACGAUCGGGCUCAUAGUAACAACGACCAUAUUUCUGAUUAUGAUGCCCACGAUCAUUCUUACCGACAGCAACACGGUGAACUAAAUCCAUCUCUUUCUUCAAUGCCAAAAGCUGCCAACAUCCUACGAGCAAGCUAAUCAAAUUAGCAUGACUUAGAUUCGGUUUGAAAUAAGUUUCUAGAACUGGGCUUACUGCGGCUAGAAUUAUAAAAAAAUCUUUCUGUAUAUAUCCCUGGAUAUGUGUGUUUUAUAUUUAUACCAACAUCGUGAAUCGAGACGAAA
Toxorhynchites rutilus septentrionalis is the source of this 1676-nucleotide messenger RNA. Its product is annotated as transmembrane and ubiquitin-like domain-containing protein 2. The transcript is spliced from 4 exons. Lineage: Eukaryota; Metazoa; Arthropoda; Insecta; Diptera; Culicidae. Gene Ontology annotation, molecular function: protein binding. Bases 304 to 1479 code for a protein of 391 amino acids. The record is from RefSeq and is a predicted model, not a curated record.